Molecule: messenger RNA, 1748 nt
Organism: Zea mays
Lineage: Eukaryota; Viridiplantae; Streptophyta; Magnoliopsida; Poales; Poaceae
Product: anthocyanidin 3-O-glucosyltransferase
Exons: 1
Coding region: 45-1496 (483 amino acids)
Biological process (GO): glycyl-tRNA aminoacylation
Cellular component (GO): cytoplasm
Molecular function (GO): UDP-glucosyltransferase activity; ATP binding; glycine-tRNA ligase activity
Source: RefSeq, marked validated
ACUCGGGUCCAUAGUUCAAAACGAAACCAAGCAAGCUUUCGGUCAUGGCCCCGCCGGCAACGAAUAGCCCGGGAGAGGUCGACAGCGGCGGCCGCCCGCAUGUCAUGUUCAUCCCAAGCGCUGGCAUGGGCCACCUCAUCCCAUUCUUCCGCUUCAUCGCGGCUCUCGCUGGGCAGAGCGUCGACAUCUCUGUGGUGACUGUCCUUCCUACCGUUUCUGCCGCCGAGGAGGACUACUUCACCAGCCUCUUCGCUGCCCUCCCCCGUGUCCGCCGCGUCGACCUCCACCUCCUGCCGUUCGACGCGUCCAAGCUCCCAAGCAACGACCGCGACCCGUUCGUUCUCCGGUGGGAGGCCCUGCGCCGCUCAGCGCACCUCCUGGGCCCGCUUAUUGCCGGCGCCGCCCCACGCGUCUCGGCCGUCAUUACAGACGUGACCCUGACCUCCCACGUCAUCCCCAUCGCCAAGGAGCUCGGCGUCCAGUGCCACGUCCUCUUCCCCUCCAGCGCCACCAUGCUCUCGCUCCUUGCUUACACCCCUGUACACAUCGACAAGAAGGCCGAGCAGGGGAGUGACAUCGGCGACGUCGACAUCCCCGGUGUGUGUCGCAUACCGCAGUCUUGUCUCCCGCAGGUGCUGCUUCACCUCGACAAACUCUUCACCAAGCAGUUCAUCGCCAACGGCCGCGAGAUCAUCAACGCUGACGGCUUUCUGGUGAACACGUUCGACGCCUUGGAGCCGGUGGCGCUCGCUGCCCUGAGAGAUGGCAAGGUCGUCCCGGGGUUCCCACCGGUGUACGCCAUUGGCCCACUCAUGUCGCAGCAAAACUCAGUUGACGAAGGUGGGAAGGAAGAAGGAUCGGGCUCCCCCGUUGCCUGGCUUGACGAGCAGCCAGCGCGGUCUGUGGUGUACGUCGCGUUCGGCAACCGCUGCGCCGUGAGCCAUGACCAGAUCAGGGAGAUCGCCGCCGGGCUCGAGGCGAGCAACUGUCGGUUCCUUUGGGUGCUCAAAACCACAACGGUGGAUAGGGACGACAGCGCCGUGCUGACGGAAUUGCUCGGCGAGGAGUUCCUGGAGCGAGUGCAGGGUCGCGGCCUCGUGACCAAGGCGUGGGUGGACCAGGAGGCCCUGCUGAAGCACCCGGCCAUGGGGCUGUUUCUAAGCCACAGCGGGUGGAACUCGGUGACCGAGGCGGCUGCCGCCAGCGUGCCGCUGCUGGCGUGGCCCCGCGGCGGCGACCACCGCGUGAACGCCAUGGUAACGGUGAGCGGUGGGGUUGGGAUGUGGAUGGAGCACUGGAGCUGGGACGGGGAGGACUGGCUGGUGACCGGGGUGGAGAUCGCGAAGAAAGUAAAAGAGGUCAUGUCCGACGAAGCGGUCAGGGCAAGGACGACGAGGACCGCCGAGGAAGCGGCCAAGGCAGUUGCAGAGGGUGGCACCAGCUACCGGAGCAUGGAGGAGUUUAUUUCCAGCGUCAAAGCAACCGUGGCGUCUUGAUUGCGUCGUGGGGUUCCUGAUUUCCACAAGUUUGUGUCCCCUACUCCCCUACCCUACCUUCCCACUGAUGGGGAGUUGUGACGUCGUUGUCGUGUGGCUGGUUGCAGUGUCAACCAAAACAGUUCUCACACACGUGAGUUGUUGGGAGGUAGGUAGCCUGUACUAUCACGUACCUACCCCAUCAAGAAUAGUGCGUCAUCUGUCAUCUUGUGAUGUCAUCUUGUAAUGAAAUAAAAAUAGUUGCAUUUUAAA